UUUCAGAAGUUGCUGAAUGAUGCUCUAAGUUACACCUGACAUUUUAAUAUGUAAUUGAUGUCUGAAAAAUCUGAAAAUAAUUUGGCAAUUUUUAAACAACCAACUUUGCAACUGUGUUUAAAGUGUGGCCUAGAGUCAAACUGUUUUUGCGAUUUUGAAGCAAAACAUGUGGUGUGUCAAACUACUAAACCAUAUUUGAUUAAAACGAUAAAAAAUGUAUCUACUGGAGAAAUAAUUUUUAAUGAAUUUCCUCUUAUUUUUGGACCUAGGCUUGACUACAAAAGCAACGUAAAACUCUGUAUUGGAUGUUGCAAACAUCUUUUUAACGAAAAUAAAACUGAUUGUCCUAAAUGUUCCUUACCUUUCUGUAGUCUUGAUUGUGAUGGUUUUACCUCGAGACACGAUUUUGAAUGUAGCAUUUUUAAAUUAAGACAAUUUGAUCAAAAUUUUAAGUAUUGUGCUUUAGUACCCUUAAGAACACUUUUUUUGCAAAAUACAAACGUAGUUCAGUGGCAAAAAAUAUUUGAUCAAUUUGAAGUAGAGUUGAGUAAAGAUUUUAUUUUAAAAAACAAUGAUGAAAUCGAGCAGUAUGUAGAACAAAAUUUCUUAAUUCCUCUCAGACAACAAGAAAAUGAAACGAAACAAAUAAUUCUUGAAGAUAAAUCAAAAGAGACUCUUGAAAAAAUUAUCUAUUUCUUACAAUCUAACACUCACAACGAUAAAGAUUUGAUAUUCUUUUACCCAACUGCAAGUCUUCUAAAACAAAGUUGCACUUCUAAUACUACUUUUACUAUUGAAAACUCCAAAAUAACAGUAAGAGCAAUUAGUGACAUAUCUGAAGAUACUCCUUUAACUUGUUCUUAUACAAAUAUCUUUAUUGGUACUCAUGCCCGUAUCGAAGACUUGAAAAAAAUUAACAAAACCUGUUUUUGUGCCAGAUGUAACGACCCUUCCGAAUUUGGUACAUUUUUCAGUGCUUUGAAAUGUAUAGGUACCAAACAAGACUCUUGUGGUGGUAACCAACUUCCGGUGAAUCCCACGAAUGAAGAAACUUUAUGGGUCUGUAAUAAGUGCAAAAUUGAAUUACCUCACAAACAAAUAGUCCAAUUUGUGAAACACCUCGGAGGGCAACUUGAAAAGACUUUAGCGAAGAAAGUUUCAAUUGAAGAACUGGAGGAAUUUUUGGGCAAAUUGUUAAUGUUUUUGCAUCCCAACCAUUUUUACAUUUUUGCGGUCAAAAAUAUCUUGAUUAAAUUGUAUGGAGAAGAAUCUUUAGCUACGAAAAUUCAAAUUUGUGAAGAAUUGAUCGAGAUUGUUGAAAAAUUUGAAGAUGGAGGGUUACUUCUUGGGAAAUUAUUGUACGAAUUGUUUGUGUCAAAAGCUUCAAUUUUGGUUGAAAAUAGAAAUGUUGAAGAGUUGACAACAAUAAUUGAAAAAAUGAGAAAAAUCGGCCAAGUGCAUCAAGACCGGAGUUUUCUUCAAAUUUUGCAAGAAGCCGAGUCAAAAUUUGAUUCUAUGUAACCCCACACUAAUAAAUUUCUUUGCAUACA
Tribolium madens (black flour beetle) is the source of this 1550-nucleotide messenger RNA. RefSeq names its product SET domain-containing protein SmydA-8-like. The transcript has 6 exons. Bases 58 to 1521 code for a protein of 487 amino acids. Gene Ontology annotation, molecular function: protein binding. The record is from RefSeq and is a predicted model, not a curated record. Lineage: Eukaryota; Metazoa; Arthropoda; Insecta; Coleoptera; Tenebrionidae.